Messenger RNA from Phycomyces blakesleeanus NRRL 1555(-), 1442 nucleotides. RefSeq lists its product as hypothetical. The record is from RefSeq and is a predicted model, not a curated record. Lineage: Eukaryota; Fungi; Mucoromycota; Mucoromycetes; Mucorales; Phycomycetaceae. Bases 56 to 1258 code for a protein of 400 amino acids. The transcript has 5 exons.
CCCUUUUUACUCGUUUGAACCUCUUCUCUCUUUUUUUUUUGGAAAGACAAACAUAAUGGCCGACAAAGCUCCCGAAGUUGAUAACACCACCAUUGCCGACUCCAACGUCGUUGCCAAGUACAAGGAUGCUGCCAUCAUUGCCAACGCUGUCUUGGAAAAGGUUAUCAAGCUGUGUGUUCCUGGUGCCAAGAUCCUCGAUAUCUGCGUCCAGGGUGACAAGGAAAUCGUUGAGGCUGUCAAGGGUAUCUACAACAAGGGAAAAAUGACCAAGGGUAUUGGAUUCCCCACUGCCAUCUCCCUCAACAACUGCAUUGCCCACUUCUCUCCUCUUGCCAGUGAUCCCGAGGCUGAACUCACCUUGAAGGAAGGUGAUAUCGCCAAGAUCCAAUUGGGUGCCCAGAUCGACGGUUACUGCUCUUCCGUUGCCCACACUCUCGUUGUCGGUGCUACUGCUCAGAAGCCCGCCACCGGUGUCAAGGCCGAUGUCAUCCAGGCCGCCCACACCGCUCUUGAGGCUGUUGUCCGCAUGAUCCGCCCCGGUAACAAGAACAUGGAAGUUACCAAGGUUGUUGACAAGAUUGCUGAGGCUUACAACACCAAGGCUGUCGAGGGUAUGCUUACCCACCAGCAACUCAAGAACGUCACUGAUGGCAAGAAGCAGAUCAUCCUCAACCCCAGCGAGAACCACUUGCGCGACUUCCAGCGCAUUGAGUUCGCUGAGAACGAGGUCUACGCUGUCGACAUCUUGAUCUCCAGCGGUGAGGGUAAGGUCCGCCAGUUGGACUCUCGCACCACCAUCUACAAGAAGACCGAUGUCCGUUACUCGCUCAAGAUGGCUGCCUCCCGCCACGUCCUUUCCGAGAUCCAGACCAAGGCUGGUUCUUUCCCCUUCUCUCUCCGCGAUCUCGAGGAUGAGCGCAAGGCUCGCAUGGGUAUUGUCGAGUGCGCCAAGCACCAGACCGUCCUCCCUUACGACAUCAUGUACGAGCGUGAGGGUGCCGUCGUUGCCCAGUUCUUGACCACUCUCUUGGUCACCAAGAACGGUAACAUCAUGGUCACCGAUCCCCACUUCAACCCUGCUCUUGUCAAGUCCGAGAAGGCUGUCAAGGACGAGGAGAUCCUCAAGUUGCUCCAGACUUCCUUCGAGGUUCCCGCCAAGAAGGCCAAGAAGAACAAGAAGAAGGCCACUGAUGUCGCUGCUCCUGCUGCCGCUGCUUCCGCCCCUGCUGCUGCCGCCCCUGCUGCUGCCAAGAAGUAAAAAGAAUACUAAUAAUAAUAAAAAAAGAAGUAAAAAGAAGAAGAGAUUUGUUACUUGAUUUUCUUUUUCUUUUUUGUAUAUCUUUUGUUUAUCCAUAAAAUAACAAAUUCCAUUUUUGUAUCUAAAACAACAACAAAAUAAAUACAUAAAACAAAAAGUAUAUAUAUAUAUACAUCAUAUACAU